Messenger RNA from Beta vulgaris subsp. vulgaris (sugar beet), 1527 nucleotides. RefSeq lists its product as uncharacterized. NCBI's taxonomy places the organism in Eukaryota, Viridiplantae, Streptophyta, Magnoliopsida, Caryophyllales, Amaranthaceae. The transcript has a single exon. The record is from RefSeq and is a predicted model, not a curated record. Bases 1 to 1527 code for a protein of 508 amino acids.
AUGAGCGUACAAACGGGAUGUGAGGCUGUCUGGUGUCGCUAUUUCCCGACAACCCUCAAGGGAUUAGCGCUCAGUUGGUUCUCGGGCAUGUCACCCGGUAUCAUCACCAAUUUUUCAGUUCUGAAAGCAUUAUUUCACCAACAUUUCAUCGCUGGACGUAGGCACAAGAAGACCAGCAUCCAUCUAAUGUCAAUUAAGCAACAAGAGCACGAGAGCCUCGCUGAUUCCAUCAAGCGGUUUAAUGAGGAAUCAUUGAAGAUUUCAGAUCUUCAAGACGGGGUAGCAUUCACUGCCCUAAUGUCAGGAUUAUGGCCGAGGAAGUUCAGGUGGUCCCUUGCUGAAAACGCAGUUACAACCUUCACCGAGGCCCUGAGUCGGACACAAAAAUUCAUCCAAGCCUCCGACAUAUGCAAGCCUGUCGGGGAGAAGUCUAAGAAGAAGAAAGAAGAACUCCCUUACUGGGAAUUGAACAAAAAUAUGAGGAGCAACCAACAGCUCCUCCCGAGAGUGGCAGAUAAUGGGAACAACCCUCAUUUCAACAGAAAUAGGCGAGAAAUCUACCUUGAUCUCAAGCACAAGUCGGUAUUACCCAUUCCUCCUCCUGUAAGAACCUCAAAAGAUAGACGGGACCAGAGGUUAUGGUGUGAAUACCAUCGAAAGUAUGUUCACACCACAAAAUACUACAGGGAGUUGAAGAAGGCCUUGGAUCACUUGGCUGAUCAAGGAAAGCUGAACAGGUACAUCAAACAUCCCCGAGAGGAGAAGGAGAAGGAAAAGGAGACAAGAAAUGACAUCGAUAACACUGAUGGCUACGUCGGCGUUAUAGCCGGGGGAAAUGCCUCAGGAGGGGCGUCUUGCCGAGCCCGAAAGGCCCACCUUCAAUCGAUGACACACCGGGUAGUGGAAAUAGAGCCUACAAGGGCAGGAUGCCCAAUGAUGACGUUCGGGGAGCCUGAUCGGCACAUAAACACCCCCCAUGACGACCCAUUGGUCAUGGAAAUGAAAAUCGCCAAUUCUCGGGUAAAGAGGAUCCUUGUUGAUAGCAGUUCCUCAGCCGAUAUCAUCACACUUGAUUGUUUACUCAAGUUGAAGUAUACCGAGAAGGACGUGAUCCCUACUAGGCAACCGCUGAUAGGCUUCAGAGGCGGGUGCGUCUACCCUCCCGGGUACGUAAAGUUGACCGUGAGGCUCGGGGAGAGGGGAAAGGGGAGGAGUCUACCAGUGGACUUCCUAGUAGUCGAUACCCCGCUGCCUUACAACGCCAUCAUGGGCAGGCCCACCAUGAACAAGAUAAAGGCAGCCAUCUCGGUGUAUCAACUGUUGCUGCAAUCUGAAACCAAUGAUGGGCAAGUCGGGAAGAUAUACGGUGAUCAGCAAACAGCUCGGGAAUGCUACACCAACAGCUUCCGAAUAAGGGCACACGAGGAGAGGAACGAGAAGAAAAGAAAAAGAGAAGAGCCAGCAGACUCCCCCACUAGACUCAAAGUUUAUAUAUCGGAGAAUCCCAAGCUCUAUGAACGACCCUGA